Messenger RNA from Cotesia congregata, 225 nucleotides. NCBI's taxonomy places the organism in Eukaryota, Metazoa, Arthropoda, Insecta, Hymenoptera, Braconidae. The record is from the annotation of a GenBank genome assembly.
AUGGGUGUCAAGCUCGCGCAAUGUUCAGAAAAUAAAACCUGUGUUUGUAAAACACAAAAACUUUCUCAUGAUUAUCGAAUAUGCUUGAACGUAUUAGGUGAAGAUUGCUUAUCUGACAACGACUGUGCAUCUAAGAACUCAAUGUGUCUUGCUAAUAAGUGCCGAUGCCAGCCCGACUAUGUAGCCAUUUCUGAUUAUGAAUGCUUGCACGGUUUGUAUAUCUAA